GGGAGGAGGUGGCCAGUCUCUCCUGUCUGAUCCUGAAGUCUGCUUGGAGUGUAGCUGGGAAACCUGUGGCUGGGGCUCAGCUGGGCCCAUGACGGACAGGUGAGACUGGACCGGACGCAGCCCGGCUGCCUCAAGGUCUGGCCUAAUUUCUCUCUCUCCCAGGUUCCCUUGAUCCCUCACCUGUCCUUCAGCUGCUGCGAUGAGAUAUAUGCCAGAAUUCAAAAAGUCCCAGUCGCACUUCCUGAGGAAUUUUGCAGUGUGCGACAUGCCUCUGGACCACAUAUGCAGCCACAACAGCAGAGAUCAGUGCAAGGGACUCGGGUGCUGCUUUCACGAAGGCGUCUGCAAAGAAAAGUCAGUUUCCACUUAUGUGCACGUGUUUUGUGCCUUCAUCCUGAUCGUUGCCGGGGUCUUUAUUUUCACUACUGUUUACAGGGUUGUUCAGGAAAGGAAAGAGAAGAAAACCGCUAUGGAAUUGCCUUUGUCAUUCAAGUCCGGAGAGAACGUCGUGGCGGCCCCCAUUGCCCGCAGGCUGGCAGUGUGGAAGGCUCGGACUGGCAGAGCACUGCCGUGUGCCGGAUGUGGCGGGCACACCCUUAAGACAACAGUGACGAUAAAGAAUACUGAAGAAACUAAGGGUUGAAAUGCAUGAUGAAGAAAACAUGAAGAUUGGCAGAAAUAUCCAAACAAAAUGGU
Molecule: messenger RNA, 696 nt
Organism: Pipistrellus kuhlii (Kuhl's pipistrelle)
Lineage: Eukaryota; Metazoa; Chordata; Mammalia; Chiroptera; Vespertilionidae
Gene: TEX29
Product: testis expressed 29
Exons: 5
Coding region: 200-643 (147 amino acids)
Source: RefSeq, a predicted model, not a curated record